Messenger RNA from Sipha flava (yellow sugarcane aphid), 1486 nucleotides. RefSeq names its product astakine-like. The transcript is spliced from 3 exons. Bases 323 to 748 code for a protein of 141 amino acids. The record is from RefSeq and is a predicted model, not a curated record. NCBI's taxonomy places the organism in Eukaryota, Metazoa, Arthropoda, Insecta, Hemiptera, Aphididae.
GGACCCGUGAGACGGGCCAAUUGUCGCGGAACUGUUGUCGUACGCUGCUGUGUUCAACCGGUUUUUCCGCACGCGAGUCCGUCGUCCGCGCAGUCGCCACUGUCACCGACACGACCGUUUUUCGAUUUUUUUCCCUCCGUUUUCGGCUGCCGCGUUUACCCUCUCACACGGAGCCACCGUUCCGAAUCCCCGGACGACGUCUUCUCGCCGCAGGUUUCGCGUUUCCCGGAGUCGUCCGCCACCGCGCGUUCUCACGUCCGGAACGCACCGAAAAACUGCACACGAGCAGAUUACAACUGUAUACUUGACAAAAGCAAAUAAUAUGAAUAAUAUGACGUACAAAUUGUCGUUCGCUCUAGCUGCAGCUGUGAUUAUGAUGGUUUCUUCCACGGUCGCAUAUCCGAACAAACCGUCGUUCCUCGGUUGCACGAGCUCAGAUGAUUGCGAGGUGGACGAGUGCUGUGUUUUAGGUAUGAUGAGGUACAGUGUGCCCGUUUGCAAACGACUAGGCGACGAGGGUGAGACGUGCCGUCCGCGCGGUGACGACGUGCCACAGAACACGACCGUGCACUACCCGGACGGGUCGUCCGCCCAACUGAACGUGCACAUGGUGGUGUGCCCGUGCGCCACGGGGCUGGAGUGCUCCGACGGGAUGGCGUGCAUCGGACUAGACGGGGCUGGUAAGCUAGUGCUCCGCGAAGAUUACACCGACGUGGACGAGCUAAACCAACUGCGACGACGACGAUGAGCUCAUCACACGCCGCAACGCCCUACCCACCUGUUUUUUUUUUUUUUUUUUUUGUAUGCGUUUACGAAACAAUCACGAACAACCCGUCGUGAGCAAACAUUAUGUACCGUAACCACCACCACAACCGUCACCGCCUCUACAUCACUACUGCCUUCUAUUCGUUUUACGUUCAUCACAUCUUAAUAUGAUUCGUAUUUUGUACGUUUUCACCCCCAAGACGAACCGUUCGAUUUCGUGCGAAACAUAUUUUCGUUACGCCACCCUUUCCUGUUUCCAUACCGCUCCAUAACGUCCUUCUAGGUUUUACCCCGAAAAGUUUGUCGUCUGAUUUCUUUUAAAAAAAUAAAAAUAAAUACAUUUUUCGAUCGGGUCGAACAAAACACGAAACCGAGUCGGACGGAAACACUAGUAACCUGUAUUAAUUACCGAUCCGAAUGAUCAAACGUGCUCUCAGCGGUUCGUGAUCGUACACGCUAAUCUUGUACGUUAAAUCGUUUUUAAGAGCAAAAAAUACCAAUAAUUUGUGUAAACUUUAGUUGUUGUACGUACCUACACGUCGCACUGCAGUAGCUAUCUGCAUUACAAUUCAAUUUAACUUAUACAAUUUUGUCAACCAUAGGCAAAAUAGGUAUUUGUUUUUUUUAAUUUUUUUUUUUUAUGUGAUAAUUUAUUUGUAUCUGAAGGUGAUUUUUCAUGAUGAGCUUGUUCGUCUAAUAUAUUAUUAUUAUUAUAAAAUAA